Messenger RNA from Esox lucius (northern pike), 2103 nucleotides. It is a transcript of the gene tradd, whose product is annotated as tnfrsf1a-associated via death domain. Bases 944 to 1843 code for a protein of 299 amino acids. Lineage: Eukaryota; Metazoa; Chordata; Actinopteri; Esociformes; Esocidae. Gene Ontology annotation, biological process: extrinsic apoptotic signaling pathway; positive regulation of canonical NF-kappaB signal transduction. Gene Ontology annotation, cellular component: tumor necrosis factor receptor superfamily complex. The transcript has 7 exons. Gene Ontology annotation, molecular function: transmembrane receptor protein tyrosine kinase adaptor activity. The record is from RefSeq and is a predicted model, not a curated record.
AUUUGUAAACAAUUCUUACACAUGCUCACUGCCAUCCUUGUUUUGUGUGGAAGUCUUGUCCAUCAACACAAAGCAGGCCAUCCUGCUCAUCCUCUCGGGCGCUCAUCGUGAAAAUCUAAGUAACUUGGCUAAUAAUCGAUCAUUAUAUUUUAACUCAGCAAACUUGUAUGCAGUGGCAAAGAUUCACAGAGCAAUAGUGGGCUAAAGUCUGAUUUUGGUUUACUUCACCUGUCUGCUUAUAGAAGUGGCUCUAGGUCUACGCAAGUCAGGCAAUUUCCCGUAAAAUCUAGGUAAGACAAACGGUUGAAUUUCAAACCAUGUGGGCAUUGUAUUCAUAUUUGUUCUGGAUCUUAUUCUCGAGUAUGUGACGUUUUCAUGCCCUUCCAUCGCCACCAUUUUUGUCCCUAAGUAGUUGCCGUAGUUAUAGUCUGUAAAAGAUAUUUCCAAAGACAGACAUAAUCUUUAAAAAGUCCCUUACCUAAAUAAUCACGUAUUUGACAUUGUGGAUGACAGUAAUGAUAGCGCGUGCAGUUAUUACUUGAAAGUGAGGAAUGGAAGGGAGGAAUUAUAAACAGUCAGUCGGACAAAAUGCAUACCCAUAAAAGUCAACGAACAAAAAAACGGAACUACUUCCUUUUCGUGAAUAUGACUGCAUUUAACCAAUGGGAAAGCAGCAUGUUCUAUCUUACCAAUUGCAGUGCGGCGAAGUUUUACUUGAGCCAAUAGUCUGUUAGGAAAUGUUUAUUGUAUUUGUGUUCCGCGUUGCUGUUUUACCAAAGUUGUCUUGUAAGGUCUAGUAAAUCAAGCAUAUACUUGACCCUAAACCAGACCCAAGUCUCAUGGAAAGAAGUCAAUCCAGAGCUAGGUCAAGCUCAGGCUUGAAGAAAAUAUCUCUGACAGAAGCUUGUGACAGCUGAGUUCAGAUGACGGGAAUGCCCAGACAAUGGACGUAAUGGAUGAAAAGAAAAUGAUGACACGGAAUGUAGAAGAUGGCCCGUGGACAGGAUGCGCGGUCCUGUUCCUGAACUCCUGUCCCACUGUGAACCUGCUCUCUCUCUACAAAGACCAGCAGGGCAAGUUCAUGGUCUUCAAAGUCGUCAAGCUGACACUCACAGAUUCGUCCGGGGGGCUGGAGGGGUAUGAGAUCCUGAAGGUCCAUGAUGCAGACCCUCUGUUGGGUGUGGAGGUAAAGUUUGUGGAUGUGGCAGCAUGCCGCAGGUUCCUGGAGAGCUAUGUCUCUGGUGCUGUACUACAGUCCCUCUCCCAGCACGCCUCCCGCCUCCUCCCUGGCUCACAAGACGUUGCUAUGGAAAUUCAGCUCAAAGCCGGGAUGUACACUUUGGACUUCUGUCUGGACGACCUUGACCUCUGUUUGAAGCAUAUCCACCAGUCACAGCCCGGCCGUCUACGUGAUGAUGAGAUUGCUGAGCUGGAGCAGCAGCUGCAGAGCCAGGCCCUGGGUCACGUCCCCCAGCCACCCACCCUCACACAGGAAGAAACCCCACUGCCCAGCAACUGUUUCCUGUUUCAGAAGAAGGUGUUCGAGGACCGCAUGCUGGCAGCGGGGGACCUACAGCGGUUCUCCAAUGGUGUUGGGCGGGACUGGAGGAAAGUGGGGCGGGCUUUAGGUAAAAACUGCCGUGCGCUGAAAGGGCCGGCCAUAGACAACCUGGCCUACGAGUAUGAGAGGGAGGGGUUGUACGAGCAGGCCUAUCAGCUGCUGAGCCGCUUCAUCCAGGCGGAGGGGAGGGCAGCACGGCUGGGCCGGCUGGUCAGGGCACUGGAGGAUACCAAACUCACCAGCCUGGCAGAAAACAUUCUGGACAUCCAGCCCCAGGAGUGACACUUACACUGUCCUAAGCUGUGUUGGUCUGUGUGUAUCUCUCAGAGUUGGGUUCCAUUGGAAUGAAAGUCUAUUGGAAUUAGAUUCCACAGGUAAACUGAAAUUCCAAUUAUGCAAUUGAGAAACUGAGCCUAUUUAUAAUUAUACAUGAAUAGGCUGAAAAUCUAAAGGUAUGUGUCAAACCGCAUUACAUUUUGUUGUGUGAAUUUCUAUUUCAAAUCACUUUCUGAAUUAAAUAACUAAAACUGAAUUGACCCCAA